Gadus chalcogrammus (walleye pollock) is the source of this 6949-nucleotide messenger RNA. RefSeq names its product protein kinase N1a (gene pkn1a). NCBI's taxonomy places the organism in Eukaryota, Metazoa, Chordata, Actinopteri, Gadiformes, Gadidae. Gene Ontology annotation, biological process: signal transduction; protein phosphorylation. The transcript has 23 exons. The coding region runs from base 3938 to 6889 and encodes 983 amino acids. The record is from RefSeq and is a predicted model, not a curated record. Gene Ontology annotation, molecular function: protein serine/threonine kinase activity; ATP binding; small GTPase binding.
GUUAUGUUGUAUUAGGCCGGUAUUUGAGGUCAAUAGGAUAAGCUUCCAUUUCUUCUACUAUUUUGUCCCGCAGUAAUGUCAAACACACUGUCAAAAACAAUGGAAAUAAAUCUCAGAAUAACCUGUUAAGCUCCAACACCAAAAUCCAAACCCCACUGCAAAACAACAGUUUUUAGCUGUGUUUAUUUUACCCGCAGGGGUUAGGAUUCUGCUGCCGUUUCACCAUCACAUGAAGAACCCUCCUCCUCUUCCAGAGGCCUGCUUUUUAUUUGAUUGUCGGCGGUGUCAGAACCGACUGUCCGUGUGUGUGUGAGUGGAUGCUGUGCAGAUCUUCCAGCUGCUCUCUGGUCUGCUGCAUCCACUCAUUAUAAUAAUUACAAAAUGAGAAUGGAGGUUGGUUUCUGUAUAGUUAGAUUACAAAUAUAGUAGGGCUGCAUGAUAUGGAUAAAGUAUUUAUUAUAAUCAUUUUAUUUCAUCAGAGCUGUGCCAUAGCACGCAGUGAGGCCAGCAAUGGCGAACUCUUAAUGUUAGGAUUUUAUGUCAACCCUGUAUUUCGUUGUACAUUAACAGUUAGGUGCAAGGAGAUGAAGAGGGAAGGAAGGCAAGGGACAAGAAAAUAACAUAGGGCCAGUGCGGAGGGGCCCUAAAGAAGGAGGGAGGUCAGCCUCGACUCCAGUGAUUUGGGGGCGGGUGCAAGGUCACUCUGCCCUGUUGGUGACCAUCAACAAAAUCCUGUUUAUUUUUUAUUUUUUCCUCUUUCCUGUAUGGAUUUUAAGCUUGAUUUAAUGUUAUUCCUCUUUUUUAUAUUUUUUCACUCCGUUUGUCUCCCUUGAGUCCUGUCCGUCUCUCUCGUACACACACACGCACGCACGCGUUCGGCCUUGAGUUGGCAGUCCUCUCAUUAUUAUUGGCAGACAAUCUUACUUUAGCGCUGGAGAUCAUAAUCUUGGUUCAUUGCUCUCGUGCAUCGAUGAUUUAUUGUGUAAAUAUUUAUCAUGCCAUUUCCUUUGUGUGCAUAUUUAGUUGACUUUGAGUUGGGGAAACUGAUCGGCAGGGCCCUGAUGAUGCUAUCGUUUUGUGUAUUGCGAUGGAAUAUUCAGAUUUUUUCGAGUUUAAAGCAGCCUUCCCAAAACUUCUUCAUGCAAGGUCCCGGUAGGACUCCACAGUCAGCCUUCAUAAAUAAACUGGAAUAUGCAGAAAUUGAAUUGCCAAAUAACAUUAAUGUUAAAAAAAAAAAGUGGGUUUUCAAUCAGUGAUUGUGAAUGAGGCGACAUGUGAUUUUGAUUGCAAUUCCAUGGUCUGAUUUCUCGAUGAGUAUUUGGCGCCCAUAUCAACAUACUUGUAGGGCAGGUUAAAACAAUCAAUCAUUCAAUACAGCAAUAUUUUGGUCAACAAAGUUUAGUCUUUCAGCCGAGUAGCUGCUGCUUUACGUCCCAUGGUUUGAGAAAUGCUUGGUCGAUGUCUACCGUAAGUUGAGGUUUUGUUCAACACGUCCAUCAUGGCUAAAAUCUUUCCCAGCCUCAAAAUCCUUACACAAACAAUUCGUAGACAUCAUCGGUUAGAAUUUCCCUUUCAUGCAUUUAUUGUCUGUCAGUCUUUCAUCAUUGAAAUGCUUUGAAUACUUGCAUUAAUGCAAAUGUAUAAAAGUAUGUUGAUGAUGAAGUGUGUAGACUGAACUUUACCUCUUGGCCUAGUUUGAGAAGCGGCGAGUGAUGUGAAAACAGGAAGUUGGUGGCACAGUUCGGUUAGAUUUAAUUCUGUGAUACGUCGUGUGUGAUCAUGUGACCGAUUUGUAGGAAUGUGUGGCUGGCCUGGUAUCCUCAGUUGUGCUCAGUCAUGCCGGGUCAACACAACACUAUUUUGAAAAAUGCUGAACUUUCUUUUUCUUUUUUACAGAAGUGGUCAAGCUUAGGCUGUGGUGGCACACCAAGACUAUUACAUUGCUCUGGUGUAUUUUGAGAGUGUUCUGUCUUGGGGACACUUAAAGAUAUCCCUCAUCUAAUAUGUCAUGAGUUUGAUCUUAUUGAACUUGGUUUAUUUUGAUUUCAAAUAUAAUCUAAGGUGUCGCUGGAAAUAUGGAUUGACUUGCCUUGUCUGUGUCUGUAGCUGCUAUCUGCUCUUGUUUUGUGCCACUAUUGGUGGCACAAAACACUUGGUUAAGGCGUGGGCCAAUUCUAGUUACACUUAUUUUCCAGAUGAGAGGCUGAACCCUUGGUUUAUUAUGUUCUGCGUUAAAUAAAUAAUAGGCCAGAGUAAAAGGUUUUGUAGAAAACAAUGGCUAUGUCUGUGUUGAAGAGGGUUUAGGGAAAUGGAAAAUGGAUCUGCCUUUUGAACUAAUUUCCUCUUAAACAGAAACCAGAUAUGACAAACAGUUGUUAGUUGGUAUCCAGUGGUGGAGGUGCAUAGCCCUCCAACUGAUACAAAUAAUAGGACUGUUGGAGCCUUCCGAAGGAUCAGAUUACAUCUCUUCUAUCUCUUGUUUUACUUAUCUUCUGCUGCCAAAUGCCUUGUAUUACUGGAAUAAGGCCUCUGCUUCACUCCCUCGAGUGAUUUCAGUCAGUGAUUCAGAAUCUCCACAACCUGUUUGGCAGCCCUGGGAUUCUCCGCGAAAUGGGACCUGAAUAGCAACAGUUGCUAGAGUGCAACCCUGGCGCUUUAAGGGUUUGGUUGCCUCGAUUUGGCCAAGCAGUGUUGGGCCCGAUUCAGCUACUGGGUUGCUGUGCAGAAUGCAGACGCACACAUUAAACUAGAGAAGUGGUCGGAGCAUUGGAGAGGGGAGGAACUGUGUUGCUAUCUACAUUCUGCUAGGGGUGUCACAAUACAUGUAUUCGUAUUGAACCGACUCGGUACGGACGUCACGGUUCGGUGCAUGAAUUUACACGGAGAAUACACGGUUGAAUUAAACGGGCAUGCGGUCAUCUGGAGUGAAGGAUUCUCCCGAAAGUGAUGGUUAACUAUUGAGCCAUUUUGAUAGAUAGUGGCAAAUGAUAUGAUGAAAGUAUGCAUGUCCUGUUCCAUGGAUUCUAAUUCAUGGUUCAUUUGGGUACUUUUCUUGAGGAGUGAGACUCACGUUUUUGUACUUUUGCAUACCUUCUCCAAGAUGGAUAAGGUGUAACCUUGUACACGUAAUUCUGAGGAGAUCUUAUCUCCAUUGAUCUUUAAGUCAUGUCUCGAUGACCCUUCAUGAACAGGAAGGGAUAUUUAUUUACAAGGGGAUACAUUUAUGUUAAGAUGUGCUGCCUGGAUCCAAAAAAUUUUGUCAACACGUUCAAUGCGUUAUUUAACAGGGUGCGUUAUUUAACAGUGGUACAUUUUAAAGAGUGGGCUUUGGCAGGCUGGUAGCCAAUGGGGUCCCAGAGGGCAGGUUCCUGGAGGAAGUGAAUGGUCGAGCAGAAGGCUGAGGCCCCUCCCACUACUACUCCCUGGCUUCCUUCCAGUACAUAGAAAACAUAUCCUUCCAGAUCGGCUUCCUCCCACAGGGAUACCCCUGACCCAAAUGUAUGCAUAAACUCCAAAGAAGAGGCGGAAUCCUAACACAAAUAACUUCCUGCCAAAAUGACUCUAACUGCAAAGAGCCAGCAGGAGAAAGGACUACAAACGGGUUGAAAUCCAGUUUCAGGAGCAGAAGACAUUGAUUUAAAACAUGGGUUAAUGUUAAAAUAUGGAUGACAGCUUGAUUAAUGCAUGAUUUAUGCAACUUCUUUGUUAGUCUUGACUCUUGAACGCUCGCUCUCUCGCUCGCUCUCUCACUCUCCAUCCUUAAAGCUCUCUCGCGCGUUUCUCGCUCGUCUGACAGUGGACCCGUAGAGGAAACAGGAAAGGCCUGAACUGCUUGGUGUUGGGACGGAUAUCCUCUUCAGAAGGCGUUCCCUCACUUAACUCUGAUUCUCUCUCUCUCUCUUUCUGUAUCUCUGUCUCCCACUUCACCUCCCCUCCUAUGCCACAUUUUCCUGUCUGGGUGGAUUUCAGUGCACGCAUUGCUGGAGUAUGUUUCAGGGUUUUUGACGUUUUUUCCCUCAGUCUUUUCACUUGGCAUCUCAACUUUGGAACUAUGUGUUGGCAUGGCGAUGAGGAUAACGAGGGCAGCUCAGAGAGUGACCCCGGCGGGCUUUCGGUGCUGGAGCAGCUGGGUCUGGACCAGAGCACAGACUUCUCUGAGUCCAGCAUCCAGCAGCGUCUGGACGAGGAGCGGGAGAGGAUCCGCAGCGAGAUCCGCAAGGAGCUGAAGAUCAAGGUGGGGGCGGAGAACCUGCGGAGGGCCACCACGGACAAGAAGAACGCACAGCAAGUGGACAGUCAGCUGAGGAGCUCCAACCGCCGGCUGGAGGACCUCCACGCUCAGUUGCAGGAGCUGGAUGCUCACAUCGUGGUGAAGGGAGGAGAUGAGAGUAAAGACGAGUGUCCCCAGUCGCCGGGCACUGAGAGCCGGACCAGCGUCCAGCUGGACCGCAUCUCGGCCCUGGAGAGACAGCUCAACAUAGAGCUCAAGGUCAAACAAGGAGCCGAGAACAUGAUCCCCAUCUACGCUAAUGGAUCCACCAAGGACAAGAAGAUGCUUCAAACAGCCCAGCAGAUGCUGCAGGACAGCAAGACCAAGAUCGACAUCAUCCGCAUGCAGAUACGCAAGGCCGUGCAGGCCACCGAGCACAGCGACGACCCGCAAGGUAACAACGACAUGUACGGAGUGGAGCUGCGCAUCGAGGAGCUCCGUCACCACUACAGGGUGGAGCACGCGGUGGCCGAGGGGGCCAAAAACGUCCUGCGGCUCCUGGGGGCCAGCAAGGUUCAGGACAAGAAGGCCCUGAGCGAGGCCCAGUGCCUCCUGAGCGAGGCGUCCCAGCGCCUGGACCUCCUGCGGGACGCCCUGGACCAGAGGCUGGCCGAGCUCCCCGCGGACCACCCCAAGGCCAGCCUCAUCAAGGAGGAGAUGGUCCUGGCCGCCUCGCCAGCCUUCAGCUCCCGCCACGGCGCCCCCUACCUCCGCAACCAGUACAGCACCCUCAGCAAGCCCUCGCCGCUCACUGGUACCCUGCAGGUGCAGCUGUUGGGCUGUGUGGGCGUGCUGGAGGUGGUGCCUGGCCGCUCUAAGGGCACGUCGGCCAUGUUGCCGUGCUACAGCCCCGGGGACAGCAAGUCCUUCAUGCGGGGCACCAAGGGGCUCUACGGACGCAGUGGCUCGCUCAGCGGCAAGACCCCCAGCAAGACGGACGAGCUCUCUUCGGAGGUGAGUGCGGUCCUGAAGAUGGACAACGGCGUGGUGGGUCAGACAGCCUGGAAGACCGUAGGAGAUCAGGCCUGGGACCAGACCUUCACCGUGGAGCUGGAGAGGUCCAGGGAGAUGGAGAUAGCGGUGUACUGGAGGGACUACAGGUCUCUGUGUGCCCUAAAGUACCUGAAGCUGGAGGACUUCCUGGACAACCAGAAGCACGCAGUGCAGCUGGAGCUGGAACCACAGGGGCUGCUGCUGGCGGAGGUGACCUUUUUCAACCCUGUGAUCGAGAGAGUCCCUCGUCUUCAGAGGCAGAAGAAGGUCUUCUCCAAACAGCAGGGCAAGGCCUUCUUGCGUGCGCGGCAGAUGAACGUGGACAUUGGGACGUGGGUGAGGCUGCUGCGGAACGCCAUCCCCACCGUCAACAACACAGGAACCUACAGCCCCCACGCACACAGCCUCACCAGCGGGGAAAUCUGUAUGGAGAAGCUGAGUCUGGACAGCGACUCUCCAUACAAAGGAGAAAACAAGAGAGACACGGAAAACAACACGCCGGAGCGGGUGCCUGCUAUCGAGCCCUUCUCCCCCCCUGACCUCACUCCUGACCUCACCCAUGACCUCAACCCAGAGUGUACUGCCCAAACCCCCCCUGUUGACAGUAAGCAAAGAAAGGGCCCGCUGUCCCUCAAGGACUUCCGUCUGAUCGCCGUGCUCGGCAGGGGACAUUUUGGAAAGGUGCUGCUGUCGGAGUACAAGAAGAGCGGCACCAUGUACGCUAUCAAGGCCCUGAAGAAGGGAGACAUCGUAUCCAGGGACGAGGUGGACAGCCUCAUGUGCGAGAAGAGGAUCUUCGAGGCGGUCAACUCGUCCCAGCACCCCUUCCUGGUCAACCUGUUUGCGUGCUUCCAGACGCCGGAGCACGUGUGCUUCGUCAUGGAGUACACGGCGGGCGGAGACCUCAUGAUGCACAUCCACACGGACGUCUUCACAGAGCCGCGCGCCAUGUUCUACUCGGCCUGCGUUGUGCUUGGACUCCAGUUCCUUCAUGACCAUAAGAUUGUGUACAGAGACCUCAAGCUGGACAAUCUGCUGCUGGACAAAGAUGGCUACGUCAAGAUCGCCGACUUUGGCCUUUGUAAAGAAGGGAUGGGUUAUGGUGAUCGGACCAGUACAUUCUGCGGGACCCCAGAGUUCUUGGCCCCGGAGGUGCUGACAGACACCUCGUACACCCGCGCCGUGGACUGGUGGGGGCUGGGGGUCCUCAUCUAUGAGAUGCUGGUGGGCGAGUCCCCGUUUCCAGGUGACGAUGAGGAGGAGGUGUUUGACAGCAUUGUGAACGAUGAAGUGCGCUACCCACGCUUCCUCUCCACUGAGGCCAUAGGCAUAAUGAGGAGGCUGCUGAGGAGGAACCCUGAGAGACGGCUGGGCUCCGGGGAGAAAGAUGCAGAGGAGGUGAAGAAGCAGCCGUUCUUCAAGUCCAUGGACUGGGAGGCGCUGCUCCAGAGGAAGCUCACCCCUCCCUUCGUGCCGCGCAUCGCGGGCAAGGAGGAUGUCAGCAACUUUGACGAGGAGUUCACCACCGAGGCGCCGUCCCUCACGCCGCCGCGAGAGCCCCGCACGCUCUCCCGCAAGGACCAGGACAGCUUCCGGGACUUUGACUACGUCUCCGACCUCUGCUAGUUGGAGCCCGCGUGGAGGGGGCUGAUGUUGGGUCAAAGGUCACCGGCUGUGGCAGGGGGG